ACAAGUAUAUAUACUACUUAACUACAAGUAACAACACUGACCUAUUGCCCCCGUUGGAUGGGUAAAUUCCAACAAAAAGAUAAACGAUUUCUUAAUUAAUAUUUUCUCUUCAAUGUUUUAACCCGAUGCCUUUAGUAUUGGGUUAAUGUUUUGUUCAGUGUUCAUUUAAAUGUGAAGCCUAUCGUUUGCAGCCAGUUUCAAUUUUUUUUUUUUUUCGAGGUCAUUAAGUAUGAAGUUUAUUCUUAAAUCACUGGGCACUUUACCUGUUCGGAGAUUCUUGUCAACUGUGCCUAAACCAUUAAAUCCUGUCCAAGAAGCUGCCCUUGAAGAGCGCUGCAUUCUAGUCGACCAAAAUGACCGUGAAUGUGGUUAUGCUAGUAAACGAGAUUGUCACAGAUUAGUCAAUGGACAGAUUCCAUUGCACCGUGCAUUUAGUGUAUUUUUGUUCAACACCAAAGAUGAACUUCUAUUGCAGCAACGUUCAUCAACUAAAAUCACUUUUCCUGAUCACUAUACAAAUUCCUGCUGCAGUCAUCCACUAUACGAGAUUGAGAAUGAACGCAAUGACUUAGAAGGUGCUAAAUCUGCUGCUUGUCGUAGACUUAUAUUUGAACUUGGUAUUCCUAAAGAUCAAUGUCAUCCAAAGGAUUUACAAUACAUUACUAGAAUAAGAUAUAUGUCUGAAGGAGAUGGAACUUGGGGUGAACAUGAAAUAGAUUACAUAUUUAUUCUCCACAAAGACGUUACAUUGGAUCCCAAUCCAGAUGAAGUGAAUACUGCCCUAUAUAUUCCUAAAACAAAAAUCUAUACAUUUUUAAAGAACUUGAAUCAUCCUAUUACACCAUGGUUUAAUUUAAUUGUUCAAAACGAAUUAACCAACUGGUGGGAAAAUUUAAGAUCCUUAGAAAAAGUUAUGAAUCAUAAAAAAAUUAUUACUUAUUAAACAUGUUCUAAGAAAAUAUAAAGGUUAGUGCAGGGACUAAA
This is a messenger RNA of Sipha flava (yellow sugarcane aphid), 984 nucleotides long. RefSeq names its product isopentenyl-diphosphate Delta-isomerase 1 (gene Idi). Gene Ontology annotation, cellular component: cytoplasm. Gene Ontology annotation, molecular function: isopentenyl-diphosphate delta-isomerase activity. The record is from RefSeq and is a predicted model, not a curated record. The transcript is spliced from 3 exons. Gene Ontology annotation, biological process: isoprenoid biosynthetic process; isopentenyl diphosphate biosynthetic process. The coding region runs from base 230 to 943 and encodes 237 amino acids. Lineage: Eukaryota; Metazoa; Arthropoda; Insecta; Hemiptera; Aphididae.